Molecule: messenger RNA, 2028 nt
Organism: Daucus carota subsp. sativus
Lineage: Eukaryota; Viridiplantae; Streptophyta; Magnoliopsida; Apiales; Apiaceae
Product: pentatricopeptide repeat-containing protein At2g21090-like
Exons: 2
Coding region: 74-1642 (522 amino acids)
Molecular function (GO): protein binding
Source: RefSeq, a predicted model, not a curated record
AAGCAUCUAAUUUUUAUUUUUUAGGUAACUAAAAUUAGCAUUCGGUCGAUUACACACGGUCUCAUUACUAUUCAUGCGCAUAUCAUACCUACCUUUCUUAUGGAAUUCCCGCCACUUCUGUACUAACAUCUCAACUAAAAAUCUGAACGCCACAAUCAACUGUUACAUUCGUGACAGGAAUGUACAUGAUGCUCGCAAACUGUUUGACCAGAAUCAUAUUACCCGGAAUGUGGUGUCCUGGAAUUCAAUGAUCAGUGGUUAUGUCAAGACCAACCAAAUUUCGAAAGCUCAAGAACUGUUUGAUGAGAUGCCUGUGAGAGACAUUGUUUCUUUGAACACCAUGUUAUCGGGUUUUCACAAGGCUGGAAACUCGGAAAAGAUAUAUACACUUUUCUUGGAAAUGUUUAGAGGUGGGCUUAGGCCGACUGAGUUCACCUUCUCGACGGUUGUUAGCGCGUUGGUAGGUACAAGAUUGAGUGUUUUGAUUACACAGCUUCAUGGUCUUACAAUUUCCUCUGCUUUUAAUUUGGAUAUUUAUGUUGGGUCAGCAUUGAUGAGGGCUUACACUGAUUUCAGGGAUGUUGAUGAUAUGUGUCGAGUGUUUGAUGAGAUAUCGUUGAAAGAGGUGUCUGCUUGGAAUGCUUUGAUUUUGGGGUUUAUGGACAUGGGGCUGAUUAAUGAAUCUCAGAGAGCAUUUGACGUGAUGCCUGUAAAAAAUGUUGUUUCAUGGACGACUUUGGUUAAUGGUUAUAUUAACAAUGGGAGAAUUGAUGAAGCUCGGUUUAAAUUUGAUAUGAUGACUGAAAGAAAUGUGUUCUCGUGGACUGCAAUGAUAAAAGGAUAUGUGCAAUAUGGGAAGUUUUUUGAUGCUUUUGAGUUGUUUAUCUCAAUGCUGAGAUUAGGGCCUUAUCCGAAUCAUUUUACAUUUUCUAGUGUAUUAGAGGCUUGUGCAGUUAGCUCGUCUCUUAUGUUAGGAAAUCAAGUGCACUCGUGUAUUAUAAAAUCUGGAACCCCUCGUGAUGUCAUUUUGUUGACAUCCCUUGUUGAUAUGUACGCAAAAUGUGGGGACAUUGAGGCAGCAAACCGCAUUUUUGUAUCAAUGCCAAAAAAGAAUGUUGCAUCAUGGAACUCGAUCAUUGGAGGUUAUGCAAGGCAUGGGUUUGCAACUAGGGCACUGCAGGAAUUUGAGAGUAUGAUAAGUGUAGGUGUCAAACCUGAUAAGAUUACCUUUAUUAAUAUUAUUUCAGCAUGUGGACACGGUGGACUAGUUGAAGAGGGUGAACGGCAAUUUGCAGAUAUGGAUAUGAAGUAUGGAAUCCAAGCGGAAAAGGAGCACUAUGCUUGCAUGGUGGAUCUAUUUGGGAAAGCUGGCCAGCUAGAAAAAGCAGAAAAGCUGAUUAAUGAAAUGCCUUUUGAACCUGAUGUGGUUGUAUGGGGUGCAUUGAUUGGGGCAUGUGGAUUGUAUUCAUGCUUGGAACUCGGGGAGUUGGCUGCAAAAGAACUUGACAGUUUAGAACACAACCAUCCUGCUAUUUAUUCAAUGCUUUCAAAGAUACACGGUGAUAAGGAUGUUUGGGACAGUGUUAAGCUUUCUAGGAAGCAAAAGGCAGUAAGCUGGAUAGAGUCAUCGUGUACAAUAUGAUGAGACUGGAAUAUUCUUACCACACAGGCGUAAAGUGAGAACCCUAACUGAUGGACAUUCUGAAUUGAUCUCAGCAAACUCACCCCUGCAAGCUAAAGUUUUGGCUAUUGAAGAGGCAUCUUCCCUUUCUUAUCAGUUAUCAACGUCAAUCCUUGUUUGCUCAUAGUGACAAUCACAAUUUUUAAAUCAACGCGAGCUCCUCCUUGGCAUUGAUGUUGCAGACAUAGACAUUAACUUCCUUAAUAUAUGCUUCUACAGUUAUACUAUAUUCAUAAAACUCAUGCGCAUUGGUUAGCUACAUUGGCUCGCUUCAUGUCAUUGACAGCUAAGUGGGUGGCUUGUCCACCUUUUAUUUAUCCUCCGCCUUGAGGUGUGAUUUGAAUGAA